Acomys russatus (golden spiny mouse) is the source of this 2806-nucleotide messenger RNA. It is a transcript of the gene Enpp3, whose product is annotated as ectonucleotide pyrophosphatase/phosphodiesterase 3. Bases 136 to 2763 code for a protein of 875 amino acids. Gene Ontology annotation, biological process: nucleoside triphosphate catabolic process. The transcript has 25 exons. Gene Ontology annotation, molecular function: nucleoside triphosphate diphosphatase activity; nucleic acid binding; metal ion binding. The record is from RefSeq and is a predicted model, not a curated record. NCBI's taxonomy places the organism in Eukaryota, Metazoa, Chordata, Mammalia, Rodentia, Muridae.
CAGCUCCGCUUUUCGCCUGUAUUUAAAAGGCAGUCACAGCUGUGGCAGUCAGGACAGUUUCCUUUUCCUUGACUAGAGGGAAGAAAAGACCAUUAUUGUUUUCUGGCUAAACAGGUUUGCAAAGCCAAGGGAAGAAUGGAUUCCAGGCUAGCGUUAACCAUGGAGGAGCCCACUAAGAAAGACAGUCUCAAGAAAUACAAAAUCCUGUGCGUGGUUCUUCUUGCUUUAUUGGUGAUUAUGUCGCUUGGAUUAGGCCUGGGACUCGGACUCAGGAAGCCUGAAGAACAAGGCAGCUGCAGAAGGAAAUGCUUCGACUCUUCACCCAGAGGAUUGGAGGGUUGCAGGUGUGACACAGGAUGCUCGGGCCGAGGAGACUGCUGCUGGGACUUUGAAGAAACCUGCGUGAAGUCAACUCAAGUGUGGACGUGCAAUUCGUUUCGUUGUGGGGAGAGCAGGCUGGAGAGCAGCCUCUGCUCCUGCGCGGAAGACUGCUUACAGAAGAUGGACUGCUGCGCCAACUACAAGACCGUUUGCCAAGGAGAAGCCUCGUGGGUGACAGAAGCCUGUGCUACAUCCCAGGAGCCCCAGUGUCCAGAAGGGUUUGAUCUGCCUCCUGUUAUCUUGUUCUCCAUGGAUGGCUUUAGGGCUGAGUAUUUACAAACGUGGGUCACUCUGAUGCCGAACAUCAACAAACUGAAACAGUGUGGAAUCCAUUCAAAAUACCUGAGAGCCAUGUAUCCUACCAAAACCUUCCCAAAUCACUAUACUAUUGUUACGGGCUUGUAUCCAGAAUCCCAUGGCAUCAUUGACAAUAACAUGUAUGAUGUGCACUUCAACAAGAGCUUUUCACUUUCUUCAGUGGAGAAAAAUAACCCCGCCUGGUGGAAUGGGCAGCCGAUCUGGCUAACGGCAAUGUAUCAAGGUUUAAAGGCGGCUGCCUACUACUGGCCUGGAUCAGAUGUGCCUAUCAACGGCUCCUACCCUACCAUAUACAAGAAUUACAGCAGUUCUGUCCCAUAUGAAAGGAGAAUCUCUACAUUGUUAAAAUGGCUGGAUCUGCCCAAAGCUGAGAGACCCAGUUUCUAUACAUUAUAUGUGGAAGAACCUGACUCGGCUGGACACAGCGGCGGACCAGUCAGUGCGGGAGUGGUUAAAGCCUUGCAGCUUGUCGACGAUGCCUUCGGCAUGUUGAUGGAAGGUCUGAAGCAGAGGGGUUUACACAACUGCGUCAACAUAGUCCUUCUGGCUGACCAUGGAAUGGACCAGACCUCCUGUGAAAGAGUGGAAUACAUGACAGACUAUUUUUCUCAAAUAAACUUCUAUAUGUACCAAGGACCUGCCCCCCGAAUCAGAACUCUUAAUAUACCCCAGGACUUUUUUACUUUUAAUUCUGAAGAAAUUGUCAGGAACCUCAGUUGCCGGAAACCCAAUCAACAUUUCAAACCCUAUCUGACUCCCGAUUUGCCAAAACGACUGCACUACGCCAAAAAUGUCAGAAUUGACAAGGCUCAUCUUCUAGUGGACCGGCAGUGGCUGGCUACGAGGUACAAAACAAAUUCGGGCUGCAGUGGAGGCACACAUGGCUACAACAAUGAGUUCAAGAGCAUGGAGGCAAUCUUUUUGGCACAUGGACCCAGCUUCAAACAGAACACUGUUAUCGAACCGUUUGAAAACAUUGAAGUCUAUAAUUUACUGUGCGAUCUUCUACACAUCCAACCGGCACCAAACAACGGUACUCACGGCAGUCUAAACCAUCUUCUGAAGGCGCCUUUCUACCAGCCAUCUCACGCAGGAGAAUUGUCAACGCCUUCUGGCUGCGCCUUUACCACUGCUUUGCCUACGGACACACUAAACUGCCUAUGCCCCAUGCUACAGCCUACUGAGCAGCAGCAGCAAGCAAACCAAAGACUAAACCUCACUGAAGGAGACAAAGCAGCAACAGUGAAAACAAAUCUGCCUUUUGGGAGGCCCCGGGUGACGCAGAAGAACAAAGACCACUGUCUCCUUUACCACAGGGAGUACAUCAGUGGGUUCGGAAAAGCGAUGAAGAUGCCCAUGUGGAGUUCGUACACCGUGCCCAAGCCGGGAGACACAUCACCUCUUCCUCCCACAGUCUCAGACUGUCUGCGGGCUGAUGUCAGGGUUGCUCCUUCUGAGAGCCAAAAAUGUUCCUUCUACUUAGCAGACAAGAAUAUCACCCAUGGCUUCCUCUACCCGCCUGCAAUCAAAGGAACUUCAAAUGAGAGUCAAUAUGAUGCUCUAAUUACAAGUAAUUUAGUCCCAAUGUACGAGGAAUUCAAAAAAAUCUGGGACUACUUCCACAAAGUUCUCCUUAUAAAAUAUGCUGUAGAAAGAAAUGGAGUGAAUGUGGUUAGUGGACCAAUAUUUGACUAUAAUUAUGAUGGCCAUUUUGAUGCUCCAGAUGAAAUCACACAAUAUGUAGCCAACACUGAUGUUCCUGUCCCAACACACUACUUUGUGGUGCUGACAAGUUGUAAAAACAAAACCUCCACACCAGACAGCUGCCCCGGGUGGCUGGAUGUCCUGCCUUUCAUCAUCCCUCACAGACCCACCAACGUGGAGAGCUGUCCUGAAAACAAAACAGAAGAUCUUUGGAUUGAAGAGAGAUUUAAAGCACACAUUGCCCGGGUCCGUGAUGUGGAGCUCCUUACGGGCCUUGACUUUUAUCAGGAAAUACCACAGCCUGUCUCUGAAAUUUUGCAACUGAAGACAUAUUUACCCACAUUUGAAACCAUUAUUUGAAUGACUGUAUAAAGCCAUUUGACAAAAUGGAUUUUUUUUUGUU